Phycomyces blakesleeanus NRRL 1555(-) is the source of this 468-nucleotide messenger RNA. RefSeq lists its product as hypothetical. The transcript is spliced from 6 exons. Bases 1 to 468 code for a protein of 155 amino acids. The record is from RefSeq and is a predicted model, not a curated record. Lineage: Eukaryota; Fungi; Mucoromycota; Mucoromycetes; Mucorales; Phycomycetaceae.
AUGCUCUCAAAGUCUUCCUAUUUUAAAAAGCGGUUAUUCUUGCCACACCAUAAACCCUACACAGUAAAGUGCAAAUCUUACCACCACGACAAAGACGACGAAGACGACGAAGACGACGACGAAGACGAAAACGACAUGAUUACCACGAUUACCGCGAUUGCGACAACAAUGAUGACGACGACACGACGACGAUUACGACGAUUACGACGAUUACGACGAUUACGACGAUUACGACGAUUACGAUGGUUACGACGACGACGGAUACGGUACGGUUACGAUACGUUUACGGUACGAUACGGUGGGAUGGAAUGGGAUGUUUAUUAUGACCACGACUAUACUAACACCAUUUCUUUUCUUUAUGCACGAGAAAUCUCUGAUAUGAGUAUAACUAUCCGAACAGCAAGUCUUUACGAUACGAUACAAUACGAUACGAUACGAUACGAUACGAUACGAUGUAAUGUAAUGUGA